Messenger RNA from Vitis vinifera (wine grape), 1791 nucleotides. It is a transcript of the gene CIPK10, whose product is annotated as CBL-interacting protein kinase 10. The record is from RefSeq and is marked validated. Gene Ontology annotation, molecular function: protein kinase activity; ATP binding. Lineage: Eukaryota; Viridiplantae; Streptophyta; Magnoliopsida; Vitales; Vitaceae. Gene Ontology annotation, biological process: signal transduction; protein phosphorylation.
AAACAUACAGCGCCGAAAUCGCGGUGGGUAAACCCAGCCCGGAUUCGGAUUGAAAAUCUCUUUUUGUGCCUUCAAUACGAAGGGUCUAGACAUUUUGAUUGGAGAGAGGGGUGUUCGAUCUCUGGAUACCAUGCCAGAGAUCGAACGCGGCUCAGGGAGUGGGGCCGCUUCGGCUACCUCGUCGGAGAAGGCUUUGUUUGGGAAGUAUGAGCUCGGCAGAUUGCUGGGCUGUGGGGCGUUUGCGAAGGUGUAUCAUGCGAGGAAUAUCAGGACAGGGCAAAGUGUGGCCAUUAAAGCAAUAUGUAAGAAGAAGAUCGUUGGGAGCAACUUGAUGGCGAAUGUGAAACGGGAGAUCUCUAUCAUGCGCCGGUUGCAGCACCCUCACAUCGUGAAGCUGUAUGAGGUGUUGGCGACCAAGACCAAGAUCUAUUGCGUGAUGGAGUUCGUGAAAGGUGGGGAGCUGUUCGCGAAGGUCGCCAAGGGGCGGUUCAGCGAGGAUCUGAGCCGUCGGUAUUUCCAGCAGUUGAUCUCCGCCGUCGGGUACUGCCAUUCGCGGGGGGUGUUUCACCGGGAUCUGAAACCGGAGAACCUCCUCGUUGACGAGAACGGGUGCUUGAAGGUUUCAGAUUUCGGGCUCAGCGCCUUGACGGAUCAGAUUCGCCUCGACGGCCUCCUGCACACCUUGUGCGGCACUCCAGCUUACGUCGCGCCGGAGAUUCUCACCAAGAAAGGCUACGAUGGGGCGAAAGUGGAUGUGUGGUCCUGCGGAGUCAUCCUCUUCGUGUUGAACGCCGGUUACCUACCCUUCAACGAUCCCAAUCUCAUGGCCAUGUACAAGAAAAUAUACAAAGGCGAGUUCCGGUGCCCUAAAUGGAUGUCGCCGGACCUUAAACGUUUCCUUUCUCGCCUCCUCGACACCAACCCCAACACCAGGAUCACCGUCGAUGAAAUCCUGCAGGACCCAUGGUUCAGAAAAGGAUACAAAGAGGUGAAGUUCCAUGAAGAAGAUUUCGGACUCAAAUCCGAAAAAGAGGACCGAAGCCCCACGAACUUGAAUGCCUUCGACAUAAUUUCGUUCUCGUCUGGUUUGAACUUGUCGGGUCUGUUCAAUGACUCGUCCAAGUCGUCGCCGGAUGACGACGAGCGAUUUGUAUCGGCCGAGCCCGUGGAGAAAAUAAUCGAGAAAAUCGAGGAAAUUGCCGAAGGUGAGAACCUGACGGUGAAUUGGAAGAAGGAAUGGGGAGUUGACCUGCAGGGACCAAAUGGUAAUUUCAUAAUCGGGGUUCAAAUUGAUCGAUUAACCCAUGAUUUGGUCGUCGUGGAGGUUAGGAGGAGAGCCGGCGAUGCAGCGGCCUACGCCGCCGCGUGGAAGGAUAAGCUCCGGCCGGCGCUCGCCGGACUCAUGUUCCAAGGACCGGAGACCCAAGUCGCCGGCGAUUAAAUGUUCUGGUUAGCGCUUUUUUUAGUCUUCAAAAAAAAAAAAAAACCACUGGGAAAAGCCAGCUAACUAAGGCCAGGGCAUCAUUGGGCUCUUCUCGUUUCCUUGUUUAACAUAUCAUUAAUAAUAAAAAUGUACGUAGAGCUGUGUAAUAUAUAUAUAUUUUUAUAUUUGUAUUUGUAAAUAUACCAAAACUUAGCAAGUGAGAACAAAGAAAUAUUGGGGUUUUUCCCUUUUUGGACACCCCGAUAUCCAAAUUAAAUUCUCUUGUUUGGUUUGCCAUUUUCAUGUUUCCAGAUUUUGUAUCAAAUAAUCAAUGGGUGCAUAACCCAUUCACCUUGUGCUGUACUGAA